AUGCAGAAUACUAAGGAUGAGGAGUAUGACGGGUUACUUAAGGCCCACCCCUGUCCCAUAUAUGGGUGGCCGGCUGUUUACAUGGUUGUUGGGAUCCGCGUGGCGCUGAUGGCGUCUGAUACCUUCUUUGUUCAUCUGGGUGCUGUGCUUGUAUGCACUACAG
This is a messenger RNA of Sphaeroforma arctica JP610, 163 nucleotides long. RefSeq lists its product as hypothetical. The annotation marks the transcript as partial. The record is from RefSeq and is a predicted model, not a curated record. The transcript has a single exon. Lineage: Eukaryota; Ichthyosporea; Ichthyophonida.